CCUCACUGUGUCUCUGGCCUCACCACCCAGACAGGGACACACAGGCACUGCUGUCCACAACGCAGGCAAUGGAGCUGAGGAGGCGAGAUUACCGUGUGGAGCGGCCACUGCUGAACCAAGAACAGCUGGAGGAGCUGGGGAGCCAGACCUCAGCAACUGGGACCCUCCAGUGGCGAACCUGGUUUCAGUGCUCCCAUGCUCGGGCCCGAGCCCUUCUGCUCCAGUACUUCCCAGUUUUGGCCUGGCUACCCCAGUAUCCUGUGCGUGACUGGCUUCUAGGUGACUUGUUGUCUGGCCUGAGUGUGGCCAUUAUGCAGCUACCACAGGGCCUGGCAUAUGCCCUUCUGGCUGGACUGCCCCCCGUGUUUGGCCUCUACAGCUCCUUCUAUCCUGUCUUUAUCUACUUCCUGUUCGGCACUUCCCGGCACAUCUCCGUGGGCACCUUUGCUGUCAUGUCCGUGAUGGUGGGCAGUGUGACAGAAUCACUGGCUCCAGAUGAAGCCUUCCUGCAGGCCUUGAACUCCACUGUCAAUGUGACGGCCAGAGAUGCUGCUCGGGUGCAGGCGGCCUCCACACUCAGUGUCCUUGUUGGCCUCUUCCAGGUGGGGCUGGGCCUGGUUCAUUUCGGCUUCGUGGUCACCUAUCUGUCAGAGCCUCUGGUCCGAGCCUAUACCACAGCCGCGUCUGUGCAGGUCUUCGUCUCGCAGCUCAAGUAUGUGUUUGGCCUCCAUCUGAGCAGCCGCUCUGGGCCGCUGUCCCUCAUCUAUACAGUACUGGAGGUCUGCUGGAAGCUGCCCCAGACUGUGGUCGGCACCAUGGUCACCGCAGUUGUGGCAGGGGUGGUUCUCUUGCUGGUGAAGCUGUUGAAUGACAAGCUGAGGCGACAACUGCCCAUGCCGCUCCCCGGGGAGCUGCUCACGCUCAUCGGGGCCACAGGCAUCUCCUACGGCGUGGGACUGCAGCACAGAUUUGGGGUGGAUGUCGUGGGCAAAAUCCCUGCACGGCUGCUGCCCCCAGUGGCCCCCAGCCCCCAGCUGUUCGCAAGGCUUGUGGGAAAUGCCUUCGCCAUCGCUGUGGUUGGGUUCGCCAUUGCCAUCUCGCUGGGGAAGAUCUUCGCCCUGAGGCAUGGCUACCGGGUGGACAGCAACCAGGAGCUGGUGGCACUUGGCCUCAGUAACCUCAUCGGGGGCAUCUUUCAGUGCUUCCCUGUGAGCUGCUCUAUGUCUCGGAGCCUGGUACAGGAGAGCACCGGGGGCAACACACAGGUGGCUGGAGCCAUCUCCUCCCUCUUCAUCCUCAUUAUCAUCGUCAAACUUGGAGAACUCUUCCAAGACCUGCCCAAGGCAGUCCUGGCUGCUGCCAUCAUCGUGAACCUGAAGGGCAUGUUGAUGCAGUUCACCGACAUAUGCUCCCUCUGGAAGGCAAAUCGAGUGGAUCUGCUCAUCUGGCUGGUGACCUUUGUGGCCACCAUCCUGCUGAACCUGGACCUUGGUCUGGCAGUUGCGGUAGUCUUCUCCCUGCUGCUCGUGGUGGUCCGCACACAGCUGCCCCACUACUCUGUCCUGGGGCAGGUGCCAGACACCGAUAUUUACAGAGACGUGGCAGAGUACUCAGAAGCCAGGGAGGUCCCGGGCGUGAAGGUCUUCCGCUCCUCGGCGACCGUGUACUUUGCCAACGCUGAGCUCUACAGUGACACGCUGAAGCAGAAGUGCGGUGUGAAUGUGGACCACCUGAUCUCCCAGAAGAAGAAACUGCUCAGGAAGCAGGAGCUAAAGCUGAAGAGACUUCAGAAAGAGAAUAAGCUCCCAAAACAGGCUGCCGCCUCCAAGGGCACUUCCAUUUCCAUCAAUGUCAACACCAGUGUCAUAGACAUUGAGAGCAACGAUGUGGAGGGCUCCAAGGCCAAGCAGGUGAGCACAGGAACUGAGCUAGAGGGUAUAGCAGCCAGUGGUCAAGAAGAUGCCAAGGCCCCAGACAUGUCCUCACUGAAGACCCUGGGCCUGCCUCAGCCGGAUUUCCACAGCCUCAUCCUGGACCUGAGCUCCCUUUCCUUCGUGGACACUGUGUGUCUCAAGAGCCUGAAGAAUAUUUUCCGUGACUUCCGGGAGAUCGAGGUGGAGGUGUACAUGGCCGCCUGCCACUCUCCCGUGGUCACACAGCUUGAGGCGGGGCACUUCUUCGAUGCAUCUAUCACCAAGCAGCAUCUCUUUGCCUCUGUCCACGAUGCUGUCAUCUUUGCACUCCAACACCCGAGGUCCAGCCCCGUCAACCCUGUUUUGGUUACCAAACUCUGAUCGUGCUGCCACCCUGCCUGAGACUGCCCACCUCUGGAGGUUGCGACUGGUUACCCGUGAGGACCCUCUACCCCUGGGCUGCCUCCAGAUGUCACCCGGGAGUCCCCUCCGUACGCACGCA
Messenger RNA from Kogia breviceps (pygmy sperm whale), 2415 nucleotides. It is a transcript of the gene SLC26A6, whose product is annotated as solute carrier family 26 member 6. Gene Ontology annotation, cellular component: plasma membrane. Gene Ontology annotation, molecular function: oxalate transmembrane transporter activity; chloride transmembrane transporter activity; secondary active sulfate transmembrane transporter activity. The record is from RefSeq and is a predicted model, not a curated record. Lineage: Eukaryota; Metazoa; Chordata; Mammalia; Artiodactyla; Physeteridae. Gene Ontology annotation, biological process: transmembrane transport.